AAUCUGUUCAUCGCGCCUCCAAUCACGCCAUGGUCAGGCGAUGUAGAUGGGACUGGGACACGAACGCCUCACCCAAUCAGACAACGGUCGAUUCUAUUCGAUGACAGUGAUCUCACUGCGUCUCCUUUCCAUGUUGAACCUUAUCCUCCGCGCAAGUCUGGGGAGCACAUGGUCAUCAACUCGCCUGACCUCCGUCGUGUGGAAGGCGUCUACGACCGCUUCCUUAUGUCUACCACAGGUGUCAAACGCGUCGGCAAGGGAUACCAAUCCGACAACCUUCAACCCGUUCACACUGCAUCCUCCACUUUAGAAUGUAAACCAACAAAUAACAAUCCGCGUAACUUCAAGGUGUUUAAUUCUACUCGACGAGGAAUGCCUCAGCCGGUGUCUAGUGAUGAUAUGUGGAGCAAUCUGUCUGUGGAUGAGCUUGGUGUCGUGGCCUGCAGUGCAAGCACGUCACGCUCAUCGAAGGAGGAUAGCAAGAACACUGCUACUGCUGCGCUCGUUCUCCGCGCGUUUAAGGCGAUAGUGCCUGGAAGGACGGUCUCCAGAAGAUUGUCCCGCACUAUCGUUGCCUGA
Molecule: messenger RNA, 579 nt
Organism: Suillus subaureus
Lineage: Eukaryota; Fungi; Basidiomycota; Agaricomycetes; Boletales; Suillaceae
Exons: 1
Source: RefSeq, a predicted model, not a curated record